This is a messenger RNA of Soboliphyme baturini, 1041 nucleotides long. NCBI's taxonomy places the organism in Eukaryota, Metazoa, Nematoda, Enoplea, Dioctophymatida, Soboliphymatidae. The record is from the annotation of a GenBank genome assembly.
AUGUCAGCGAUUCUGCUCCAGAAAGCGAGGGUGACCUGCGUAUAUUGGGAGCGAAAGGUGUUUGUCAUGGUCAGCGUGGCUGAGGGAUCAACUUCAGCGUCUGCCGAGAAGCCGGUGAACUGGAUGCGCGAACUGGCAGCUUCCCCGUGCGAGGUGGUCAUGACCAAAAUAACGAGUGAGUUUUUCCGGUUGCCCAGCCGACCGAAGUCCAAGGAGGUGCUCAACUUCCUGAAGAACUUCAAGUCAAAGAGGAAUAAGAACCGAUACCGCGACGUUCCAUGCCUCGACAAAACGCGCGUCGUUUUACGCAACACCAGUAGCGACUACAUCCACGCCAACUGGGUAAAGCUUCCGUCGCUUCAGUGCAAUUACAUUUUGACGCAGGCUCCUUUGGAGAACACAAUGACAGACUUCUGGGAAAUGGUUUGGCAAGAACGAGUGGAAAUAAUCAUCUGCCUGGCUCAAGUGAUCGAAAAGGGUAGGCAGAAAUUGCAUGAAUAUUGGCCGAUGGAAGCCGAAGACAAGAUGCAGCGUUACGGAAGGUUUUGCGUCAAGAAUACCGGAGUAACUACCAAAGAAGCAUACUGGGUGUCGCUGCUCGAAACGAUGAACACGGACACGAAGGAAAAACGGAGGGUGAUCCACUACUUGUACCUCGAUUGGCCGGAUCACAGAGUGUUGAUCAGGCAGGUGAAUAAGGAAAUCAACGUGAAAAACCUGCCGCCAGCAGCGAUCAUAGUUCAUUGCUCGGCUGGCGUCGGCAGAUCCGGGACCCUGGUCGCACUGCAAGUGCUCAUGAAAGAAAUCGACAAAAACAUGACGCCCAACAUCAGAGAUGUGGUAAACGAGAUCAGAAAGCAGCGAGCCAUGGGCGUUCAAGCAAUCGAGCAGUAUGUCUUCCUCUACAGAGCAGUUAUUUCUUACGCCCUCAGCAACUGCAGUAUGACAAUAAACCAGAAAAAGGAAAUAUACGAACAACUGGAUUGGCUACGAGAAAGCACCACCAAAAGCCAGUGUAAUCUAGUAAGCGAUGACCAUUGA